GUGUUUAACUGGAGGUAGCUUUGAAUGCUGAUCGUCACAAAUACGCCGCCUUGCAGAUGCAGGUGCACGCAGUGGCUAGCUAGAAUAGGCAAAAAGAAGUCCAUGAAUGAUUCUCAAACUUUCCUUUUUCUGGAUUUUCAGCGAAGGUCGAGAAGGGCCAGAAGGGCCGAGGCCUCUCCGCUCGAAUUAGGGGAAGUCGUGAUCUGCCGUCGGAUUUGAGAGGAGGGGUCUCCAGCAUCAUCCCAUCGACUCCCCUCAUUUUUUGCCAUUUUCCGCCCGACUGGCCACCAACAUAUCCUCUUUGCCCUCCUAGAGAGAGUAGUUCAGGACUGGAAGCCUCAUCUCGUGGGAUAGUAGCAUGGACGCGCGCGGCGAUGAAGAGAUAGAGUCGUCUGUCCACACUUCGCCUCUUUUUGCUAAUCCGUUUGGCAUCCCUGGCGCCAGCUAUGGACAGUACAGCAACGAAUACUACUCCGCCGCCAUCUCUCCUACCUCUACUACUGGUCUCCUUGGCCCCGCGGCCGCAGCAUCUACUCCGUUCUACGACAACACCGAGACACAAAGCAGCAGGGAAUGGGACACCCCCUGGGCUCCGGAGCUCGAGGGAGCCGCACCCCAUCAGCAAGCCUCGUCAUCAUAUUCCAUCUCAAAUACCUAUCAUAUUCCCUCUGGCUAUGUCCCGGCCAACUAUAAAGGUCUGCACGAUCUGCCCGUCGGUUCCGUAGGUUCUGCCCGGAACCACUCGGCUGUAUCUCCUAUCGAUAGAGAGGUGCCUUGGGAUCCAAUUCCAGGCAAGGGAGGCUCCGUUUCCUCGGCCACAACAGACCACGACCCCUCCGAAAGUGUGGCAGCACCGAGGAGUAACCUAGAAAACUCGGCGAUUGAAGAACAAGACUGCUCUGGACGCAGGCCACAACCUGCUUCGAGCAGUCCCACAAGGACUCGGCGCCGGAAGGAGCCGAAGAGGAAAGGGGAACCCAAGAGCCAGCAGAGCCGGGCGGCCAAGAGAGAGCAGCUUCUCGAGUCCAACCGUCAGGCUUCAAAAAAAUGUCGCCGAAACCAUAAGACCCAGGAAGAGGUGCUCGAGGCUCGGGGAACUGCACUCACGAAUGCCAACAGAAAACUCGUCAACGAGGCUUCAGGACUGAAGCAACAACUGCUUGCUCUGAAGUUCGAAAUGCUCGCCCACGGAGAAUUUUGUGACCAUUAUAUGGUCAAGGAGUAUAUCGCCAACGCUGCACUUGAAGUCAACUAGAGUUGCUCAGUCCGUCGACUCCAAGUCUAUCUCCUC
Molecule: messenger RNA, 1291 nt
Organism: Phialemonium atrogriseum
Lineage: Eukaryota; Fungi; Ascomycota; Sordariomycetes; Cephalothecales; Cephalothecaceae
Exons: 2
Coding region: 359-1255 (298 amino acids)
Biological process (GO): regulation of transcription by RNA polymerase II
Molecular function (GO): RNA polymerase II cis-regulatory region sequence-specific DNA binding; DNA-binding transcription factor activity, RNA polymerase II-specific
Source: RefSeq, a predicted model, not a curated record